Molecule: messenger RNA, 1236 nt
Organism: Ambispora gerdemannii
Lineage: Eukaryota; Fungi; Glomeromycota; Glomeromycetes; Archaeosporales; Ambisporaceae
Source: the annotation of a GenBank genome assembly
AUGUCUCGUUCUCUUGACGAAUUCUUGAGCAAGCAUGGUCUCAAAAUCACCCCAAAUCCCAUUUCUCAUAGAACAAUAACCACAACUCGUUCAUUUCGAGCAGGGACGACUAUUAUAAAAUCAUAUCCAUUAGCUGCAUUUCCACUUCCAAUAUAUGAGAAAGAAUUGUGCAAUCAAUGUUUGAAAAAUACAAAGCUUCAGGCCUGUUCUGCAUGCAAAAAAGCAUUCUACUGUAGCUCGAUUUGCCAGAAACAAGCUUGGUUUACACAACAUAAGUUUACUUGUAAAAAACGGCUACCACUUAAAUAUGAAAACAUAGUUGAAGGCGCUGAAUUAGAUGAAGAAAUGCUUCGACGUGUUGCAUUGCUUAUUUCGCCGCAUCGAAGUGGUAACAAUGGUCUUGGUGAUUCUAAACUCAAUGGACUGUAUGACAUUUUGCCAAAAGAAAUGAAUAUUUCCCUACUUAUUGAAGUUUUUGAGGCAUUACAAUCGCAUAAAGAAUCCCAUCCUCCUUAUGCACUGUUUCGUUACGAAAGCAUUGCAUCAUUAGUCGUUGAGAAUAGCAAUAGCAAAGCAUCAAAAGACAUUGAUAAAUUAGUAAGUUACUUGUGUAUAUUCGGGUGCAAUAAUUUCACGAUUCACGAUGAACAGAUGUUUGGAAUUGGGGAAGGCACAUAUCCAAUUGGGUCAUUGUUCAAUCACAGUUGUCAUCCCAAUGCUGUUGUCAUGUACGAUGGUGUUGUUCAAAUUGUUAAGUGUAUUGAAGACAUUGAUGCGGGCGAUGAAAUUACAAUUGCUUAUCUCGAUGUAGUUCACCCGAGAAGAAAGAGACGUGAAAUUUUGAGGGAAAAGUAUUUUUUCAAUUGUCAUUGUAGGAAAUGUGGUGAUGACGAUAAAAUAAUAGUUGUCGCAUCAUUAUUUUAUGAAUUAGAGAAGAAACAAGAAUGGAAUGAGGCUGCCAAAGUUGGAAAAAUUGUUCUGGCGAUAUAUUUGAUCGCGUAUCCUCGAUUUCAUCCAAUGAUUGGAUGGCAAUUAUUCCGAUUGGGACAAUGUAUGAGUCAAUGUGUUAAAGAUGACGUUGACAGAGGAGGAAAAACGAGAGAAGAAACGUUAAUCAUUUUGAAACAUGCUAAACGUGUUUUAGCAAUAACUUUUGGCACGGAAAUUGAGAAUCGUGAGGUUGAAAAUGAGAUUCAUUUGUUGAUAUUGCAAAUGACAAAACUGCAAUUUCAAUAG